This is a messenger RNA of Linum trigynum, 1114 nucleotides long. Lineage: Eukaryota; Viridiplantae; Streptophyta; Magnoliopsida; Malpighiales; Linaceae. The record is from the annotation of a GenBank genome assembly.
CGGGAUUCACGGUUUAUGGCCUCAUUUCACGGCCUUAGAAUACCGUGAACUCCAAUGUAAAACUGUGUACAUGGUCUGAAUCACCCUCUUUGCCCGGUCUUUGCUCCUUUUCUUCCAACUUUUGACUCUGGGGCGGGUUUCAUCUAUUGAAUCCUGAAAACUAGGGGUGGGAAUCGGUCAGUAAACGGUAAAUUGUUUACCGAAUUUACCGGUUUCGGUAUACCGAACUGGCCAAAACUGUUUACCGUUACCGAUACCGGUUUGUAACCGGUUUACCGAUUACCGAAUUACCGCUCGAAUGGAGGAUGGAGGUCCCCUUCUUUGAAGCUGCGUCGGCGAGGGAGAGUCAGGGCUCCGCUUCUUCGCCGUCGACGAGAAGCGGAGAGGAGAAGGAGAGGCGGCGGGCGAAGGAGAGGCGGCGGGAGAAGCGGACUGGAGAAGGAGAGGCGGCGGCGUCUUCUCCUCUGCACUUCUGGUUCUGGGUCGGCGACUCUACGUGCGAAGGCCGCCAAAGGGGAAGGGACGAAGGUCGAGUCGAACUGUCGCGGACUGGAGAAGGAGAGCCGGCGGUGUCUUCUGCACUUCCGGUUCUGGGUCGGCGACUGCGUGCGAAGGGGAAGGGAAGAAGGUCGAUGGAUCGAAGAGGGUGAAGAAGAGGUUCGAAGGUCGAAACGAAGGACGGAAGGAGGCGAGGCUUCGCGUUUUGGGCAGGCUUCAGCAGCUAGGGUUUCGCCGACUUUGGGUUUCAUUCACUUCCCAAAAGGCCAAAACGCAGCGUGCCGCGCCUUCCUUAUUCGGUAAUUACCGAUUUACCGACGGUAAAUACCAACCCCGUAUCCGGUAAAUUGGAUCCUCGCCGUCGCCACCGAAUACCGAUACCGACGGUAACCGGUUUACCGUUUACCAACCGUUACCGGUUCGGUAAAACGGUAACCGGUUUACCGUUUACCGACCGUUAUCAGUUCGGUAAAACGGUAAACCGGUUACCGUAUUACCGUUUGUCAGCCCUACUGAAAACCAUUGAAACAUACAAAACCUAGCGUAAAACCAACCUUUUAGGAGCACAAAUGCCACAAAUGCCCAAGUGAAAUAGGGAUAAAAUGUGUGCAAUUAG